AUGUCUACUACCAGCAGUACCAUCCCAAAAUUUCAUGUUGAUAGAACAACAAGCGGUUCACGAGUUCCACACAACAACUACAGAUGGCGUAUAGAACAAGACAUCUCAGAUAUAUUUGCCGCUCUCGAUGAUCUGAGCGUUGAUCUCGAUUCAUUGAACAACAACAACCCAACAAAAGAAUGCUACUACACAAGCAAGCCACUCCCACCUCUACCAGCUUUACCAAGUUCAACAUGCUUUGACUCGACAAAAAGCGACACCUCUUCAACUUCCUCGGCUUCUUUCAUCUUCGCAUCUGGACAAGCAUACAAGCAAAUAAAGGCCUACGAUAAGAGUCUCAGACCACAAGACGUUGUUCGAGAGACAGUGCAACAAAAAGUCCACAGCUGGCUAUCGCAACUUCCUUUCCGACCAGAAAUCGCUGAAUGUUAUCGAAGGCAGACUAUGCACAGUUGGCAGAAAUGGCCUACAAAACACAAGCGGAAUCAGAAAUCAGAACCUCCUAUCAUUACCAACAGUCCACGAAUGUCCGAAGAUACCACCAUCGCAGCAACAGACGAUGGUGAUACACAAAACGGCGAAAGAGACACCCUUGAAGCUUUCAAAAAACCUCAUAUUGGGCACGAUCGACGAAGGUCUCUCGAUAGCUACCAUUCAGCAUUGUUACACAUGGAGAAGCCGUUUGCGAACUACACCUCCAAAUUCUGUCCGACGCUGCGGCGAAAAUAUCCUAGAGGCUUGGAAGAUGAGGCUCGCUUGGGAAUAGGAGUCGCUUUCGUAACCGCAAAAUGCGAGGCCUGA
Fusarium pseudograminearum CS3096 is the source of this 801-nucleotide messenger RNA. RefSeq lists its product as uncharacterized. The transcript has a single exon. The record is from RefSeq and is a predicted model, not a curated record. Lineage: Eukaryota; Fungi; Ascomycota; Sordariomycetes; Hypocreales; Nectriaceae. Bases 1 to 801 code for a protein of 266 amino acids.